Molecule: messenger RNA, 1994 nt
Organism: Orbicella faveolata
Lineage: Eukaryota; Metazoa; Cnidaria; Anthozoa; Scleractinia; Merulinidae
Product: U4/U6 small nuclear ribonucleoprotein Prp31-like
Biological process (GO): spliceosomal tri-snRNP complex assembly; mRNA splicing, via spliceosome
Cellular component (GO): U4/U6 x U5 tri-snRNP complex; precatalytic spliceosome; U4 snRNP
Source: RefSeq, a predicted model, not a curated record
CUUGCGUCGACAGAUAAGGGAGACAGUUCCUCGGAAGGCAGGCUUUUAAGAUAUUUCCAAGAGCUCUUUUCUCCUUAGAAGAAGUUCUUUGGUAGUGAAAUUAUUACAAAAUGUCUCUUGCGGACGAACUUUUGGCAGAUUUAGAAGAGGCCGCCGAGGAAGGUGACGUCGAGUUUAGAGACAAUGAGGAUGGAAUCGAAGAGGCGAUGGAAACAACAAGCGGUGUAGACACGGAUUCAAAGUCCGUCAAAAGUGUUGCUAAACUAAAAGACAGUAAACAGUUAAAUGACGUUCUCGCUGGGAUCGAACAAUUCGGGAACCAAACCCGCGAUCGCGUGUUCGGUCCCGUGGAAGUCGACCCCGAGUAUCAGUUGAUUGUGGAAGCUAACAAUCUAACGGCUGAAAUCGACAACGAAAUCAACAUCAUUCACAAAUAUCUGCGAGAUCUUUACAUGAAACGUUUCCCAGAGUUGGAAUCGCUGGUUCCUAAUCCGUUGGACUAUAUCCGCACUGUAGAACUAUUAGGCAACGAUCUAGAAGCAUCUAAGGUUGACUUGACAGAUGUUCUUCCUCCAGCCACGAAGAUGGUCGUCAGCGUCACAGCUUCGACCACUCAGGGUGAAAAGCUCGAGGAAGAUGAAGUAGAACGUCUCAUGGAAGCUUGUAAGACUGUUAGUGAUUUGCUGGAUGCCAAGUUCAAGAUAUUUCAGUAUGUUGAAUCUAGAAUGACUUUCAUUGCACCUAAUCUGUCUAUCAUUGUCGGGGCAUCAACUGCUGCCAAGCUCAUGGGAUCAGCUGGUGGACUAACAAGCUUGUCUAAAAUGCCGGCUUGUAAUGUUCUUUUGUUGGGAUCCCAGAAGAAAACUUUGUCAGGAUUUUCCAGUGCAGCGAUCAUGCCACAUACUGGACACAUUUACUUUAGUGAAUUUAUACAGGACAUGCCUGCUGAUUUAAGAAAGAAAGCCGCUAGAGUGGUGGCAUCAAAGUGUUCCCUUGCAGCUAGAGUCGACAGCUUCCACGAGAGCACAGAAGGAUCUGUAGGACAGCAACUCAGAGAGAAUAUUGAAGGGAAAUUUGACAAGUGGAUGGAGCCGCCACCCCUUAAGGAAGCCAAAGCUCUGCCAAGGCCAGAUGAUGCCCCUCGAAAGAAGAGGGGUGGCCGCAGGGUGCGGAAAAUGAAAGAGAAGUUUGCUGUGACUGAGAUGAGGAGACAAGCUAACAGAUUAGAGUUUGGUCAGAUUGGUGAGGAUGUUUACCAGACUGACUUAGGUUUCUCUGUGGGUACAAUGGGUAGGAAGGAGAACACAGGGCGGGUGCGAACCCCGGCUGUCGAUAAAAAGACACAGGUGUCUAUCUCCAAACGUCUGCAGCGGAGUCUUCAGCAGUCUCAAGGUAUGGGUGGUCAGACAACCGUUCGCCGAGCUGUCUCAGGGACAGCCUCUAGUGUUGCCUUCACUCCACUCCAGGGCCUGGAGAUUGUCAGUCCUCAGGCAGUGGAGAAGAAAGUGGAAGAUGCCAAGUAUUUCUCAAGCACAGCAGGCUUCCUCAAGGUCAAGAAACAAUGAUUAAAGAUCACUGGCCCAGAUGAUGACGACCAAACUGACUUGUACGCUGUUUUUAUUCUCGUACAGAAACUUGGACACUGUUUUUAGUUUUGAUGAGAAUAAUAAUUUUGUAUUUUUCUGAAAUGGUACAGGCUAGUGGAGCUCACAAUGUUAACAGUAGCUUUGGAUGUUUUUCAUACCAACUCAGUUGUUAAUGCGGUAAAUUACUUUUUCACAUGCACAAAAGACCCCAGCACUAUACAGAGUGAUUGUAGCGAGUGAAGUUUUGGGAAGCCAUCAUUGAACUCUUCACGGAAAAAUCUGCUGUGUCUUAAAUGGACUAGUUACAAAAAUCUUUGUUUCUAGUUCCGGCUGUAACAUUACACACAUGUUACAGAAUACAGUGUUUGUAAUAGAAAUUGGAUGUAAAAAAUAUAACUUAUCUCUUCA